Messenger RNA from Exserohilum turcica Et28A, 948 nucleotides. RefSeq lists its product as uncharacterized. The transcript has a single exon. Gene Ontology annotation, biological process: DNA-templated transcription; DNA-templated transcription initiation. The coding region runs from base 1 to 810 and encodes 269 amino acids. Lineage: Eukaryota; Fungi; Ascomycota; Dothideomycetes; Pleosporales; Pleosporaceae. The record is from RefSeq and is a predicted model, not a curated record. Gene Ontology annotation, cellular component: RNA polymerase I complex.
AUGGCACCAGUACAGGGCGGCGAUGAAUCUCUAUUCCACAUUGAGCGCAUAUCACAAUACGUCUGCAUUCCGCCCUCGUGCCUCUCCGAUCCCUUCUCAGCCGUAUGCGCGACUGUACUAUCGCCAUUGCUCCUCACCUACUUUCCGGCUGCACGAGGUGUAAUACUCGCAUACGAGGACGUUGAUCUGAGCAGCUCGCCUCCAACUGCAUCCGCCACAACGUCUAAAUCUCGUUCAAAACGUGCACAAAACGGUGCCACCAAUGAUUCGCCGGCGGAGCCUCUGCUCCUCAGACAUGUCGACGAAUACGCUGCGCCCUUCCUAUGGGCUACUGCCUCCUUCCUUGUAUGGCGUCCCGUCCGAAAUGCAUACCUAGAUGCGCACGUUACCGAUCAAGCGAAAACACACAUUACCCUCGCACAUCUCAAUACUUUUCCCGUGAGCAUUCUCAAGGAGCAUAUACCCGCAGAUUGGUCAUGGCACCAGAAUGAGACUGGCAAGGUCAAGAAGGGUUGGGACGAGAGUUUGUCGGAUGAAGGUGGCUGGUGGGUCAAUGGCGACGGCGAGAAGGUCGAGGGUGAACUCCGGGUCAGGAUACGAGACGUUGACGGUAGAAUGGAUGGAAGAGGCAAAGGAAAGGGAUUCCUGCGUGUUGAUGGCUCUCUGCUAUCUGAAGAGCAAGAGAAGGCAGCCAAAGCGGCACAAAAGAAUGGAAGGGCAAGCAAGAAGGCUACAACAAGUGCAAUGAGGACGCAGCGAAAGGAUCAGGCAAACGGAGAUGUCAUGGAGGUUGAUGCAGAGUCGGAUUAAAGGGCCGGAAGCAGUGUUGGGGCAUUGACGCGGUCGCACGCUUUGCAAAAGACAGUGUCGCAUUCGCAUUAGGGCGGCGUUCGGGCGUUGGAAACAGCAAGAUGCAUUUCUCAGCAUCUAUGAUACCACCAAAUUCAG